This is a messenger RNA of Ustilaginoidea virens, 372 nucleotides long. RefSeq lists its product as uncharacterized. The coding region runs from base 1 to 372 and encodes 123 amino acids. The record is from RefSeq and is a predicted model, not a curated record. The transcript has 2 exons. NCBI's taxonomy places the organism in Eukaryota, Fungi, Ascomycota, Sordariomycetes, Hypocreales, Clavicipitaceae.
AUGCCCGCAAGCAUGGACCCGUUGCAGAGUUUGACGCACAUAGACACGGUCAUUUCCUUGCUAUUCUUGGCAAAGAAAGCAGACGACAUCGACGAUACAGGCGACAUCGAUGACACAGGCGACAUCGAUGACACAGGCGACAUCGAUGACACAGGCGACAUUGACGACAUCGGCGACAUCGACGACAUCGACGACAUUGACGACAUCGACGACAUCGACGACAUAGACGACAUAGACGACAUCGACGAAACGGGCGACAUCGACGAAACAGGCGACAUCGACGACAUAGAUGAUGUAAAUGACGAAGACGAUGUAGAUGAUGUAGACGGUAGAGAAAAUGUGGCCGACGCGGACGAUCCGGCCAAGACGUAG